AUGAUUUUUUCAGCAAGUCUAGCGUAUACUCUUUGGGUGUUUUUUCAAUGGCAAACUAAUUAAUAUAGCCCUAAAAUUACUAAUUUUGUAUAUGUUUCGAACUUUGAGCUAUUGGAUUUUGAUUAUGAUAUUAUCAAGAUUACUUACUAAGGAUACAAAGAAGGAAUGAUAGAUCCUUUUAAGGAGAAGGUUUUGAUACCACUCUUGAUUUAUACAGAAAAUUUUGAAUACGGUAAUGCUACAGUAUUGAGACUAUCCAAUUAAACAUCAUAUUAUGGCAAUAAUUUCUUAAUACCUAAAAUGAAAUUGGGUUUUUCAAAAGUGAAUGGCAAUUUAAUGACUACUUCGGAAAUGUAUGUAUAAAUCGUUAAAUGCACGCCAGACUUAUUGGAAAAGGAUGAAAAUUGUGCCUCUGAAGAAACAAUUCAGAAGUUUUUCAGUUAGCCACUAAAUUAUCUGGUUUUGCAGAUAAAAGGAAAAUAACUGAACUCAAACGAUGGUUAGGUUUAAACAAGUAUGUAGGAAUUUUAUAUUCAAAUUGAAGAAACAAGUUGUUAUACCUUUAAUAUUUUUCUUUAAAGCAAUUUUUACGAAGUCAAAGAUUCUCUUUUAUUUGGGUUGUCUAAAUAGAAUGAAUUUAUAAAUGGAGCACUAGUGCAAUCAUAAACCAAUUCAGCAUAGUAUUGUUACCAAGCUUAUGGUAAUGUUACUUAUGCUUCUUUUUAUAUAGCUAUGAAAGGAGAUCAAAUAAAGACCAUAUUUGAAUAUCCAACUGCAGGAGAUUUACUGGCUAAUAUUGGUUCAAUAGUCUCAAUAUUGUUCAUGAUUAGAUUUAUGAUAUUCUUUUUAAACGAUUACUAUUUGAACGAAAAAAUAAUCAAUGAUCUAAUCGCAUUUUACUAUCCAUAAUUUCACCAAGUAAGGUUUAAAAGAAAUUGGAGAAGAGAGAUUAUAAAAGUUAAAUUUCGAAAUGAAAACAUAGAUAUUGAUAAAUUUAAGAGAUUUUAUGAAAAAGCAAAAAGUAAAAUGGAAUAAAAGCUUACUUUUGAGAAUCUUAUAUAUGAGAUAUCUAGAAUUUAUAUUUUAAUUAGGGCUAAUAUGACAAGGGAAGAAUUAAAAAAAUCUCACCUAGUAGGUUUAAAUUUAGACUUUCUGUAUGAAAAAGAAGUGCCUAAAAAUUUUGUAUCAGAAUGUGAAGGUGGUAUUACACAGAAUGAGAAUGAAGCUCAAAUACUAAAUGAGGAUGAUGUUGCAAUUUUGAGUUUGUACGAAAAUAAAGUAGCACUAAAAACAAGGGUUUUUGAUGAAAAAUCAUAAAGAACCUUUUUUGAUAUAAACAGAAUAAGAUUGUGA
Messenger RNA from Paramecium tetraurelia, 1353 nucleotides. RefSeq lists its product as uncharacterized. The transcript has a single exon. Lineage: Eukaryota; Ciliophora; Oligohymenophorea; Peniculida; Parameciidae. Gene Ontology annotation, molecular function: zinc ion binding. The record is from RefSeq and is a predicted model, not a curated record. Gene Ontology annotation, biological process: centrosome duplication.